CAAUGCUCUCGGCCUGGUGCGUGCAGCCUCACACAGUCACACACACACACAGGGCUGACGUCUGACUGAGCAGGAGUGAAACCUUUGUUCUGACCCUCUGGAAUGGAUCCUGUUUGCAUUACUUGAAUGGGUGACAUCCUAUCAGGAACAUAUGAUGAAUUACUUUGAGAUUGUAAAACCUGAACAUAUUGAAACUGCCAAACAAUAGUUUAUAUCACAGAAACCAUUAUAAGAUAAUUUAGAAUUUGUGGAUCUUGAAUAACAUAUAGUAUGUGCAAAAAGUAAGAGCCUUUAAACAAAAAGACCUAAGUAUACAUUAUCUUAUGAUCCAAAAUGAAUCCUGCGGGAGGAAACAAAAUCACACUAAUAAAGAGGAAUAAAAAUGUUAUUUCCAAAAAAGAUCUAAACCAACACAGGAUUCACAGAGGGCUAAAACCAAUCUCAUGUGGAGUAUGUGGGAAAUGUUUUAAAACCAAGGCAUAUCUCCCAAUCCACAACAGGAUUCACACAGGGGAGAAACCUUACACAUGCUCAGAAUGUGGAAAAAUGUUUACACAAAAAGGCAAACUCCUAGCCCACCAACGCAUUCACACAGGUGUGAAACCUUUUACAUGUAAAGAAUGUGGAAAAAGCUUUUCAGUAAAAGGAACUCUCAAAAACCACAUGAAGAUUCACACAGGGGAGAAACCCUUCAAAUGCUUAAUUUGUGAAAAACGCUUUGCAGGAAAAAUGAAUCUUGUACUCCACAAUAGGAUUCACACAGGGGAGAAACCUUAUACAUGCACAGAAUGUGGAAGAAGCUUUGCACAAAAGGGGAAACUCCUAAACCACCAACUAAUUCACACAGGGGAGAAACCUUUUACAUGUAAAGAUUGUGAUAAAAGCUUCAUACAAAAAGGAGAUCUUGUAAUGCACAGUAGGAUUCACACAGGGGAGAAACCUUUCAGCUGUUCAGAAUGUGAAAAAUGCUUUAGAAGAAAAAAAGACCUUCAAAUCCACCAACAUUUUCAUAUGGGGGUGAAACCUUAUACUUGUAAAGAAUGUUUGAAAAGCUUUACAACAAAAGGAAAUCUUUUAACCCACCAGAGGAUUCACACAGGCGAGAGACCCUUCACAUGUUCAGAAUGUGGAAAAAGCUUUAUGAAAAAAGAGCAUCUUACAAAACACCAAAAGAUUCACACUGGAGAGAAACCUUUCAUAUGUUCAGAAUGUGGAAAAGGUUUUACCACAAAAGGAUAUCUCAGAAGUCACCUACGUAUUCAUACAGGAGAGAAACCAUUUAAAUGUAUAGAUUGUGGUGAAAGCUUUACGCAUCAUGGACAUUUCAUAAUCCACCAGAGGAUUCACACAGGGAAGAAACCUUAUUGUUGUACAGAUUGUGGGAAAAGCUUUAGAAGAAAGGAACAUCUCUCAGUCCACCAGAUGAUUCACACAGGGGAAAAACAUUUUAGUUGUACAGAAUGUGGUAAAAGCUUUUUAAGAAAACACCAUCUCUCAUCCCACCUGAAGAUUCACACAGGGGAACAACCAUUCACCUGCUCAGUGUGUGAAAAAAGAUUUUCACAUAGAGCAAAUUUAGUAAAACACCAGAAGACUCACAUAAGAAAUCUUUGACAUGUAGUUUUAAAAAAAGUAUUAUUUUAAAGGGCCAAUAUACACCAAUUUUUUCUUUGCAUAAAUGUUUUAUAGAUGAUCAAUUUAUAUAGCCCAUCUGGUAGUGUUUUUGUAACAAUGUUUAUUUUUGCUUAUUUUUUAAUAACAUUGAGCUGAUUUUCAGACUCCUACCCAAGCCCCUCAGUGUGUAUAAUCUGUCUUUUCAUAUGCAGGGCUGGGGGGGGAUGUCUGCUAUAAAACUCUUUCCCUGGGUGUUCCUGCUAUCCUAAUUAACAGUGCCAAACUUGGAACUUCUAAGUAAGUUUUUAGAUGAGUGUCUGUGCAUAUUAUUCUUUAUAGUAGUAUGUAUAACAUGCAGUUAUAUGAAAGUUGGUGUAUACUGUCCCUUUAAAGAAUCUGGGAUAUAUUUAACACAUGAUUGUUUCCGUUUAAAUGAUUUAGGAAAGUAGAAACCAAUUCAGAAAUCUGAAAACAUGAAUUAUAUUUUAGAUCUAAUAACCAUCAGAUUACCAUCACUUUAAAGAUUGCAAUCUGAACUAAAGUUUCUUUAUAUUAAAAGCUGCAUUGGAAAGAUUGUUAUAAAUAACUGAGAUUAAUUUAAUCUUUUUUUUUUUUUUUAAAUAUUAAUCAAGUUAUUAAUAAAUCAAACCUUAUAUCCU
This is a messenger RNA of Bombina bombina (fire-bellied toad), 2273 nucleotides long. RefSeq names its product gastrula zinc finger protein XlCGF57.1-like. The coding region runs from base 334 to 1614 and encodes 426 amino acids. The transcript has 2 exons. The record is from RefSeq and is a predicted model, not a curated record. NCBI's taxonomy places the organism in Eukaryota, Metazoa, Chordata, Amphibia, Anura, Bombinatoridae.